Thrips palmi is the source of this 3576-nucleotide messenger RNA. It is a transcript of the gene Vha100-1, whose product is annotated as V-type proton ATPase 116 kDa subunit a. The transcript is spliced from 16 exons. Bases 159 to 2726 code for a protein of 855 amino acids. Gene Ontology annotation, molecular function: proton-transporting ATPase activity, rotational mechanism; ATPase binding. Gene Ontology annotation, biological process: vacuolar acidification; proton transmembrane transport. NCBI's taxonomy places the organism in Eukaryota, Metazoa, Arthropoda, Insecta, Thysanoptera, Thripidae. Gene Ontology annotation, cellular component: plasma membrane; vacuolar proton-transporting V-type ATPase, V0 domain; vacuolar proton-transporting V-type ATPase complex. The record is from RefSeq and is a predicted model, not a curated record.
AACGGCUGAAAAUCACAUGACCCCGUCUGCUCGAGCUCAGCCCACAAGUGGAGUGGGUCAUAUCGACCCAACGAAGUACUCCAAGGAUUAUCUUGGAUUAAAUUCUAGUGCAGUGAAACCAUCAUCCCGAAGUUGAGUGUGCAAUCCAUCUUGCCAAGAUGGGGAGCCUUUUCCGAAGUGAGGAAAUGACCUUAUGUCAACUUUUCCUCCAAAGUGAAGCUGCCUAUGCUUGUGUGUCCGAACUGGGCGAACUUGGGCUGGUUCAAUUUCGAGACUUAAAUCCAGAUGUUAAUGCUUUCCAACGAAAAUUUGUCAAUGAAGUUAGGCGCUGUGAUGAAAUGGAACGUAAGUUGCGGUACUUGGAAAAGGAAAUUAAGAAGGACAACAUUCCUAUGACUGACACCGGUGAGAACCCCGAGGCCCCUCAGCCCAGGGAAAUGAUUGAUUUGGAGGCAACAUUUGAGAAGCUGGAAAAUGAGCUUCGAGAAGUUAACAUGAAUGCUGAGUCUCUGAAACGCAACUUCCUGGAACUCACUGAAGUGAAACACAUUCUUCGUAAAACACAGGUCUUCUUUGAUGAGGCUGCUCAGGGCUCGCUCGUGUCCUACCCACAGAUGGCAGACCCUAGCCGCGAGGAAGAGCAGGUCCAACUUCUCGGGGAAGAGGGCAUGCGCGCUGGUGGCCAGGCAGCUCUCAAAUUGGGCUUUGUUGCUGGAGUUAUCUUGCGUGAGAGGAUCCCUGCGUUCGAGCGCAUGCUGUGGCGUGCCUGCAGAGGCAACGUCUUCCUUCGACAAGCAGAAAUUGAAACCCCUCUUGAAGACCCUGCAACUGGCGAUGAAGUCUAUAAGUCAGUAUUCAUCAUCUUCUUCCAAGGAGAUCAACUCAAAACCCGUGUGAGGAAAAUCUGCGAGGGUUUCCGGGCCUCCCUCUAUCCUUGCAGGGAGACCCCUGCAGACCGUCGGGAAAUGGCUAUGAGCGUCAUGACUCGCAUUGAGGAUCUCAACACUGUGCUGGGACAAACUCAAGAUCAUCGCCACAGAGUUCUGGUGGCAGCGGCAAAGAAUAUUAAGAGUUGGUUCAUCAAAGUGCGCAAAAUCAAGGCCAUUUACCACACCCUGAACCUUUUCAAUUUGGAUGUGACCCAAAAGUGCCUGAUUGCGGAAUGUUGGGUUCCUGUGCUGGACAUGGAGUCCAUCCAACUUGCUCUACGCCGUGGAACUGAACGCAGUGGCAGCUCUGUACCUCCAAUUUUGAAUCGUAUGGACACAUUUGAAGAACCUCCAACCUACAACCGCACAAAUAAGUUCACCAAAGCUUUCCAAGCCCUUGUUGAUGCUUAUGGUGUUGCUAACUACAGGGAGGUCAAUCCUGCUCCAUAUGCCAUCAUCACAUUUCCCUUCCUGUUUGCUGUGAUGUUUGGGGAUCUUGGUCAUGGACUUAUCAUGUUUUUGUUUGCACUCUACAUGGUCCUCAAAGAAAAGCCACUACAAGCUAAGAAAACAGACAAUGAGAUCUGGAACAUUUUCUUUGGUGGACGUUACUGUCUUCUUCUCAUGGGCAUGUUCUCAAUGUACACUGGUAUCAUUUACAAUGAUGUCUUCUCCAAGUCUUUGAACGUCUUUGGUUCUCACUGGUCCAGUGUGUAUGAUAUGAACUAUCUUAUGCGUAAUAAGGAUGCAACAAUUGAUCCAAAGGAUGCAUAUUCCUCAACUCCAUACCCAGUUGGAGUUGAUCCUGUUUGGCAGUUUGCCAGCAAUAAAAUUGUUUUCCUGAAUGCCUUCAAAAUGAAAGUGUCAAUCAUUCUUGGUGUCGCCCAGAUGUUGUUUGGUGUUAUUCUGAGUCUUUGGAACUACCGGUACUUUGGAAAGCGCCUGGACAUUUAUCUCCUGUUUAUUCCCCAAAUUAUUUUCUUGUGCUUCCUGUUCUUGUACAUGGUUCUUUUGAUGUUCAUCAAGUGGGUGUCCUAUGAAGCCACAGCCACAGAUGAAAGGCUGCUACCAACCUGUGCUCCAUCAAUCCUUAUUACUUUCAUCAACAUGGUUCUGUUCAAACCUGCUGAGCCCUCAGGCAAUUGUGAUCCGUACAUGUAUGGAGGACAGGGAGGACUUCAAAAGCUCCUGGUUGUCGUAGCUCUGUUGUGUGUUCCCUGGAUGUUGCUGGCCAAACCUCUGUACAUCAUGCGUAACCAACGCAAAGCCCACCUUCCAUUGAACAAUCAUGUGAAUGCUGUUGAGGAAAAUGGAGGUGCUGCUCAUGCUGAUCUGGAGAGUGGUGUUCAGAACGCCGCUCCUGCCCAGCAACCAGCCCACAAACCAGCUGGAGGUCAUGAUGAGGAGGACCUCCAGGAAAUUUUCAUUCAUUCUGGUAUCCAUACUAUUGAGUACGUUUUGGGAUCUGUCUCUCACACAGCUUCCUACCUCCGUUUGUGGGCGCUGUCUCUUGCCCAUGCUCAGCUCUCUGAGGUCUUGUGGAGCAUGGUUAUGCGCAUGGGUCUUCAGCGAGAAGGCUGGUUUGGUGGUGUUGCUGUUUUCCUGAUGUUCGCAUUCUGGGCCGUUCUCACUGUGAGCAUCUUGGUUUUGAUGGAGGGACUUUCUGCAUUCCUUCACACCCUACGUUUGCAUUGGGUGGAGUUCCAGAGCAAAUUCUACAGUGGAGCUGGUUACACUUUCUCUCCAUUUGCAUUUGAAGUUAUUCUUGAGCAAGCAGCAAGUAGCAAUGAUGAUUAAAAAAGAGAAUUGUUGACCUUAGAUGCUAGAAAAAUAUCUAAAUGAAGCAAUGAAGGUAGAAGAAUGUUUCAAGUGGCGUGAUUGUCAUGUACUGCAUUUAUUAUUAGUCCAUUGAUGCUGAGAUCUAGAGCUUAUUCUGUAACUGUGCGAAGAAUCUCUUUUUGCUGUUCAUCAUUAUUUAAAAGUUGGAUCUGUUUUCAUAACAUAGGAGGACAAGAUUUCAUUUUUCUUAGUUUCAUCACACUGUAUUCUGUACUGCAUAGGGACAUUCCUGAUAGAGCAGUAUUGUAUUCUUUUGAAAUGCUGCCAUAUCAGUUGACUUUUAUUUUUUGCCAUUAUCAACUUUAAAAAAGUUGCUCUAAGUUACAUUUGUUCCUUUUUUUUUUAUGUAGUCUGAAAAUGAUAUAAAGAAACCUAGGUACAUUCUUUAAUGCAUAUAAUAUGCAAAAUUUUAUCUCUUAGUAUUUUAUCAACACUGUAAUUCAUGAAGUAUAUUAGAAAACUCUUUUAGCCCAUUAUAUUCCAAAAAUGUAGUUUGUUUCUCGUUCUGAGGAACUCAGUAUCAUUCAAUCUCAUUGAAAAGAUCUUACCACCUUUUAAUGUUGAAAUUAUACAUUCAUGAAAAAACUUUUCUUGUCCCUAUAUUGUAUGUACUUAAUUUCUUUCAGUCUUGUGAUCUUGUAGUAUGCUUGUGGUGCCAUUGAUAUUCUUAGAAUGGCCUCUGAUGGCUUUCAACCAGCAGUAUUAGUGGCCACAAACCUUUUGAACACUAUGUAUGAACUUAGUACUUCCAUGCUUUGUAAUCUGUCACAUGUCUGGUGAUUUACAAAUAAAUAGAGCAGUGCAACAA